Morchella sextelata is the source of this 1902-nucleotide messenger RNA. RefSeq lists its product as uncharacterized. The record is from RefSeq and is a predicted model, not a curated record. Bases 1 to 1902 code for a protein of 633 amino acids. Gene Ontology annotation, biological process: spliceosomal complex assembly; protein phosphorylation; regulation of mRNA processing. Gene Ontology annotation, molecular function: protein kinase activity; ATP binding. NCBI's taxonomy places the organism in Eukaryota, Fungi, Ascomycota, Pezizomycetes, Pezizales, Morchellaceae. The transcript is spliced from 4 exons.
AUGAACGGCGACGUCGGUGUUAAGAAGGCGGCUAUGAACAAGGUCAAGCAAGUCGCGACGGCGGCGGCGACGGCAGCUACAACAAACCCCAUUACGAACGGAAACAAGAAACGGAGAAAGGGGCAAGAUUUGAAGCCCAUAAUGACUGGCGAGAAGGAGACUGGCAGUACGAAUGGUAGCGCGCCGCAAACACCCGCAACCACCGAUGCUGCAGCGGGCCAGAAAUCUGCACAAAGUGAUGUAACAGCCUCACUAUCGCACCAAAAAUCCACACCACCCGCGUAUACCGUACCGCCUUCCGCAAAUUCUGCCAGCUCGCGGGUGUCAUCAGGGUCGCGAACAGGCGACGAGGACGAGGGAAACACCGCCGACGAAGAAGACUACGAGGACUACUGCAAGGGCGGUUACCACCCAGUCGAGGUUGGCGAAAUCUUCAAGGAGGGACGUUAUGAAGUAAUCAGGAAGCUUGGCUGGGGUCACUUUUCAACUGUGUGGCUUUCACGGGAUAACGAGACUGGCCAGCAUGUGGCGCUGAAGGUCGUUCGCAGCGCUUCACAUUACACCGAGACUGCGCUGGACGAGAUCAAGUUGUUGCAGCGAAUAGUCGCGGCGAACCCAAAUCACCCGGGAAAGGCACAUGUCGUUCAACUGCUGGAUUCAUUUGAACACAAGGGGCCCAACGGACUGCAUGUUUGCAUGGUUUUCGAGGUUCUCGGAGAGAAUCUGUUGGGCUUGAUCAAGAGGUAUAACCACCGAGGAAUUCCCAUGGCCCUCGUCAAGCAGAUCACGAAGCAAGUGUUGUUGGGUCUGGACUACCUCCACCGGGAAUGCGGAAUCAUCCACACCGACUUGAAACCAGAAAACGUUCUGAUCGAGAUUGGCGAUGUUGAGCAAAUCGUUAGGACCUACGUCAACGGAGAGGAAGGGAAAAAGCUGGGAGUAAAUGGGGACAAGGGAGAUAGGAAUGGGCGGAGGCGAAGAAGGACGCUCAUCACUGGCAGUCAACCCUUACCUAGUCCGAUCAGCACUACAUUUGCGCAUAGACAUGACGAUCACCCGCACGGUGCAGGUGCCUCGAAGCUGAGUAACCAGAGCUCCCUGAGCAAGCUAGUUGCAAGUUCAACGACAACAUCCAAUGGCAGCUCCGAGUCUUCAUUUAAUGGAAAUAACGGCAUGGACAUGGAUGACCCUGCAUACAAGGUUCGAGAGAAGACAGCCGACGUCAUAACUAGAGAAGUUUCCGGUAUAUCACUCAACAAGCCGCCAACUGUAAAUUUUGAUUUGGACAAGAAUGAGGUCAUUCCUGGAUUGGAGAAGAUUUCUGUAAAGAUUGCGGAUCUCGGGAAUGCCUGCUGGGUAAAUCAUCACUUCACAAACGAUAUCCAAACUAGACAGUACAGGUCACCAGAGGUUAUUUUGGGAGCCAAGUGGGGAGCUAGCACAGAUAUUUGGAGCAUGGCUUGCAUGGUUUUUGAGCUCAUCACUGGCGACUACCUCUUCGACCCCCAGUCCGGCACUAAAUAUGGCAAGGAUGAUGAUCACAUCGCGCAGAUAAUUGAACUUCUUGGCAAUUUCCCGCGCCACCUCUGCAUGACAGGAAAGUGGUCCAUGGAGAUCUUCAAUCGCAAGGGCGAGCUUCGCAAUAUCCAUCGUCUGCGACACUGGGCACUUCCCGAUGUCCUACGGGAGAAAUACCAUUUCUCUGACGAAGAGGCCAACCAAAUUAGCGAAAUAUUAACACCGAUGCUGGAGUUGAACCCUGAAAAGCGAGCUAAUGCCGGCGGAAUGAGCGGACACGAUUUCGUCAAAGACACAUUAGGCAUGGAGGGCGUAGGGGUUGACGUGCCGGUAGGAAGCCGGGGUGGUAUUGAAGGAUGGGCGUGUGAGGUGAAGAAAAAAUAG